UAAAUCAUUCAAUUAAAGCCACAUACAGUCUACUUCUAUCUCCCUCCUUCCUUGGCUAUCUUAUCUUUACUUCCUCACUACAUUCCCAGAAAAAUAUGGGUUCUCUAUCUGAGGGUAAUGCUGCCAUGGGAAAGACAACCGUGCACCGCCUUAUCGCGGAGGAAGGAUCGGUGUUGAUGCCCGGUAUCCAAGACGCCUUCUCCGCCGCCAUUUGUUACAAAACUGGCUUCAAAGCUUGUUUUGUCUCUGGCUUUGGUGUCUCUGCCGCCCUCCUUGGCUUGCCUGACUUUGGCUUGCUCACAACUGCAGAAGUUGUAGAGGUUGUUCGUAGAAUUACUGCUGGAUCUCCAAAUUUAUGUGUGGUUGUUGAUGGAGACACCGGCGGUGGUGGCCCUCUGAAUGUCCAAAGGUUCAUCAAGGACUUGAUUAAUGCAGGUGCCAAGGGUGUUUUUCUUGAGGAUCAAGUGUGGCCUAAGAAGUGUGGUCAUAUGCGUGGUAAGGCUGUUGUGCCUGUAGAAGAGCAUGCACUUAAAAUCGCAGCAGCAAGAGAAGCCAUUGGUGAUUCUGAUUUUUUCUUGGUCGCAAGGACUGAUGCAAGAGCACCCCACGGUCUUCAAGAAGCUAUUCGAAGGGCUAACAUUUACAGAGAGGCGGGAGCUGAUGCCACCUUUGUUGAGGCACCGGCCAACAGGGAGGAGUUGGAUGAGGUUGUGAAAGGUGUGAAAGGUUUGAGGAUCGCUAACAUGAUCGAAGGUGGAAAGACCCCACUGCACACACCAGGAGAGUUUAAGGAAAUGGGAUUCCACUUAAUUGCUCAUUCACUCUCAACACUUUAUGCUACAACCAAAGCUUUGGUUGAUAUCAUGAAGGUUCUUAAGGACAAGGGUACAACCAGGGACGAUAUGGACAAGAUUGUUACUUUCUCUGAAUUCAACGACAUGAUUAGUUUGGAAUCUUGGUAUGAGACGGAAUCAAAGUUCAAGAAUUUUACCCCAAAAUCUUUGGAAUCCUAAGCAAAGAUGUUGUUUCUUUGGGAUGAGCAUGAAUCAAAGUUCAAAAUUUUCACCCAAAAAGUAUUAUCUCAACGCAAGUGAUUUAGUUUGCCAAAUAGUGGCAUUAGAUCGAAUUUGUGAGAUUGAAUUCAUAUCAUUGUUUGCUUAUGAAAUACGAAGUAUUAAAUAUUUGUCCCCCCCAAAAAAAAGUUAAUAUAUGUUUGUAAUAAAAGGCAAUUGAGCUAUGUUGUAAGUUAAAUGUACUUGUUCAAAUUACAUGCAACCUUAAAGUUAUUUUCUUUGAAUAUCAGAUGAAACAAGUUAUUGCUACUA
Molecule: messenger RNA, 1325 nt
Organism: Spinacia oleracea (spinach)
Lineage: Eukaryota; Viridiplantae; Streptophyta; Magnoliopsida; Caryophyllales; Amaranthaceae
Product: petal death protein
Exons: 6
Coding region: 96-1013 (305 amino acids)
Molecular function (GO): catalytic activity
Source: RefSeq, a predicted model, not a curated record